AUUUUGCUGAUAUUUCACUCCAGGGACUGKGAAGCUGUUCAAAUUGCUCAAAAAGCUGGCUAAAUAACUUGAAAUUCCAGUGUUAUUUGCUUCAGUUAUCAUUUGAAAUAUGUACUUUGUUUUGAAGAAAGCACUCUGUGUUCCACCGCAGUUUCCGAUGUGAAAUCUACAAGAAAUCGACAUUUCUUUGCUCCUUUGCACAAUCAUGACUGAACCGCCUUCAAAAAGGCUUAAAAUAACUGAUAAMAGGGCUCCAACAGCUUCAAUUUCCUCAGAUUUCUUCCAUGGGAUGAAGGKUGUUAUUGUAGAAAAUGGACUAGGUAAAACAAGAGUUGGAAUUCUUGGACAGAAAUUUAUCAAACAUGGAGGCCAUGUUCAAAACAAACUUGAUAAAAAUACUACUCAUGUUUUUGUGGCCCCAACUGUUAGAUUUGAAAGAAUACCAAAACUUUUAGGCCUCGCAGAAAAGUCAUUGCCAGAGAAAUUAGUAAUUGUAAAGGCAGACUGGAUAAGUAUGUGCCUUCUUGAAAAUCAGCAAGUAAAUAUUCAAAAAUACACUUUAUCUUGUCCUGCAUCUCAUAAAAAGCUGGAAGAUCAAGGUAUAGAUGGUAAAGAUGAAGGUACAAGUUUGAUAAAYGUUACAGAAACAGAAUCAACCAGUGAAGUAAAAAACGUUGCAGUAACGUCCAUUGUAGAAGAUCAAGAUAGUGAUUUUUCAGACAGUGGAGAUGAAGGUGAGAGUACUAAAGAAAUCAAAAGCAAAUGCUCCCCAGAGAAGACCAAAGGUACAUGGAUCUGUGCUUUGUCUUCAACAUCAAAAGGAAUCAAUCAUAAUCAACACAUAACAGACAAGCUUCAGGUCCUUGCAACCUCUUAUGCCAACACYAAAGAUCAGUGGAGAGCUUUAGGUUAUAAGAAGGCAAUAUCAUCAAUAAAGGCAUAUCAUAAACCCAUUGAAACUUGGGAAGAGUGUAGCAAGCUUCCUUUUGUAGGAGAAAAGCUUGCAAAAAAGAUCUGGGAGAUAGUAGAAACUGGUCACCUACGACGACUGGACCAUAUGGAUCCCAAACUUGAAGCRAUUAACCUUUUCACAGACGUAUGGGGUGCAGGACCAACAACAGCAGARGUUUGGGCUUCUAAAGGGUUCAGAACAUUGGAUGAUCUUGAGAAGAAUGCUAACUUAACAUCGCAACAAAARAUUGGCUUGAAAUACUUCAGUGAGUUYCGUGAAAGGAUGCCUCGUGAAGAAGCUGGGAAAAUCGGUGAAGAAGUUUGUGUUGCAGUAAAAGAGGUUAAUCCUGGUCUUGUAUGUGAGACUUGUGGAUCAUACCGCCGUGGAAAACCAACAUGUGGCGAUGUUGAUGUCUUGGUUUCGCAUCCGGAUGGAAGAUCCCACAAAGGUGUCUUACCUGAUAUCAUUUCCAAGCUAAAAUCCAAAGGUUUUAUUACAGAUGACUUGGUGUCUGUUCAUCCUGAGCAGAAUAAAUACAUGGGUGUUUGUAAGCUUKCAGGCGACAACAAUAAACACAGACGGUUAGAUAUUAUAGUCAAGCCAUACAGUGAAUAUGCUUGCGCAAUCAUGUAUUUCACAGGAUCAGACUAUUUUAACAGGUCUAUGCGGCUUCUAGCUAAAAAGAAUGGCAUGUCUCUGUCUGAGCACUCUCUUAACACYGGUGUUGUGAGGCAUGGUGGGGAGAAAGUGUUUGAAGGGACGCCUUUGCCUGUUAAUAGUGAGCAAGAUAUUUUUAAGUAUUURGGRUUAAGCUACAGAACACCUGAAGAGAGGGAUUGGUAAAAUUCACUUCUUUCCUGGACACUAAAUUCCUGGUUCACCAUGAACCAUGYAUGAUAUGAUAUAUAUGUAAAUAAUUUUUUUACUGUUCACUCAUUAACAUCAAUUAAAARUAAAUGAAUAUUAGAGAAAAUAACAAAAUGUAACGUAGCAGAAUUUUUUAAUCAUYAAAAACAAAUUGUAAACCCUAUAGAAAAAGGGUUAAGAAUGUCAAAAAUUAAACAUUAAAUCAUGA
Exaiptasia diaphana is the source of this 2027-nucleotide messenger RNA. RefSeq names its product DNA polymerase lambda-like. Gene Ontology annotation, molecular function: DNA binding; DNA-directed DNA polymerase activity. NCBI's taxonomy places the organism in Eukaryota, Metazoa, Cnidaria, Anthozoa, Actiniaria, Aiptasiidae. Gene Ontology annotation, cellular component: nucleus. Bases 206 to 1795 code for a protein of 529 amino acids. Gene Ontology annotation, biological process: double-strand break repair via nonhomologous end joining. The transcript has a single exon. The record is from RefSeq and is a predicted model, not a curated record.